Molecule: messenger RNA, 1698 nt
Organism: Amphibalanus amphitrite
Lineage: Eukaryota; Metazoa; Arthropoda; Thecostraca; Balanomorpha; Balanidae
Product: prion-like-(Q/N-rich) domain-bearing protein 25
Exons: 1
Coding region: 1-1698 (565 amino acids)
Source: RefSeq, a predicted model, not a curated record
AUGAAGCUCUUUUGCGUCGUGCUCUUUGUCGGGCUGAUAGCCUCUGCCCAGUGCGCCGCAAAACAGGACAAGGCUGAGGAAGACUCUAAGAAGACAGAGUCCAGCCGACGAGGACGGUUCUUCUUCCUCGGGAACCUGCUGUCGGGUCCUGCCGCUCUGGCCAGCGCAGGUGCCAGUAGUGUGGGAAAUUCCUUCCUCAGUCUCAGCCGGACACUUGGAGGGCUCGGUGCAACUACGAACGAAGUAGCCAGAACGCCAUCGGUCAUCUACGUGGCGCGCCCGCGCCCGAGCCCGCGCCAGUGUCCGCUGCCGCUCUUCACCUCCGGGUGUCCUCAGGGACAUGUGUGCGCCACUGGAUCCCCGGGAGGCACCAGGUGCGUGCCGCAAAGUGGUGACGGCGGUCCGUGCACCACCGGGUUCCAGUGCAUCAGCGGAGUGUGUCGGGACAACGUCUGCGGCAGGCGGGAGGAGUGCUCUGUGACCUCAGGAGGACGAUCGGAGUGUCCGCUGGGACAGCAGUGUGUGCUGACCUCACGUGGUUACCGCUGUCAGCUCGGAUCCGAUCGCUGCCCGAGGCCGUUCUCUUCGCUUGGAUGUAACCGCAACCAAUACUGCAGCACCUCGUCCACCGGAAACAUCUGCACCGAAAAACAGCCAGUAGAUUCCACUUGCACGGACCCAAUCGAGUGCCUCUCCGGCACGUGCCGCAACAAUCGGUGCAAGGAGGAUGCCUGUCCUAUGAUCGACACGUCCAUUGACUGCAUGCCCACGCAGUACUGCUCUCCAGGAGAACGCGGCAACAUGUGUGUGGCGAAGAAAGAGGCUCGGGCACGUUGCUCAGCCUCGCAGCAGUGUCUCUCGAACGUCUGUGAGCGCGGAAUUUGUGUGGAGGAUGAGUGCCCCAACCCGUACAUGUCGGAUCGCUGUCUGCCGUCCCAGUACUGCAGCCCGGCUCCCCGCGGAAACAUGUGCAUGGAGAAGCGUGACACCAACGCGCGGUGCCAACGCGACAUUGAGUGUAUGUCCAACACGUGCUUCAACCAGCGCUGCGUCUCCAACCAGUGCUCGACACCCUUCUCCACUGAAGGCUGCAGCACAAUGACCCAGUACUGCACGACUACUCCCAACGGAAACCAGUGCGUCACCCGACUCUCUGCUGGCCAGACGUGCCUCGUCAACACCCAGUGCAUGUCCAACAACUGCUUGGGAGGAACCUGCUCAGCCACCACCACCACCGCCCAAAGGCCCAUUGGAUCCUCGUGCACCAGCUCUUCCGAAUGUGCCUCCUCGUUCUGCGUGCUGGGCAGCUGCGCCGCCACCCGGAUGUCCCUUGGCGGCAUGUGCUUGGCCUCCACUGACUGCCAGUCGUUGACGUGCACCAACAUGCAAUGUGUUGCCUCUACUGGCACCACCACGGGCACCACCACUGGCACCACCACGGGCACCACCGGCACGGGACUGGACAUCGGCGCCGCCUGCACCCUGGACUCGCAGUGUACUUCACUGCGGUGUCUCGACAUGGUCUGCACAGAGGCCCUCCUACCUAUCGGAUCAAUGUGCACAGCGAACGGAGAGUGUCUUAGCAACCUCUGUAACGUCAACAUGUGUGAGCUUGGCGCCGUUGCCGCUGGUGAUCCUUGCACCAAUAACUUCCAAUGUGCCACCGCACUGUGUCUUAGUACCGGCCUGUGUGCUUAG